Messenger RNA from Notodromas monacha, 852 nucleotides. NCBI's taxonomy places the organism in Eukaryota, Metazoa, Arthropoda, Ostracoda, Podocopida, Cyprididae. The record is from the annotation of a GenBank genome assembly.
UUUUGUCAACAGUACCCGCCAGAGGAUUUCGGCCAGGAUUCUCCGCGCACUUACGCAUCCCCGAAGCCUAAUGUCUAUGGCGACAACCACUACUUCGUUGAUGGAGGUGGUGGAGGACCAGGAGGAGGCGAUCCAUGGACGACACAUGGACCGCCGGGGUUGGCGCCGGCGCCUGCGACGUACGCCACUUCGGCGUACCCUCCGGCACAACCCUACCCUACCACCAUGUUGCAGGACCCACUGGUGUACAGUGGGGAGGGAAUGCUUCCGUCAAUGUCGAGCUUCCGGGUGAGCGACGCGAGUCCCGGUGGCGGCGGAACUUCGCCGCCUUCGUCGUCGCUUAGUAUCGCCGCCGCAGCCGCCGUUGCAGCGGCAGCAAACCCGUCCGCCGCCGCCAGUUGUUACCCGCCGUCCGUUGCCGCCCAGCCGCCGCAAGCGUCGCAGACCAGCGACGUGCUGAGCAAGGCACUCAUAUACAGUGAAGGGGCGAAUGGAGGAGGUGGGUUGUAUGGGGCGCCACCGCCGCCUCCGGCACCCCCAUCAUCCGGCUCGACGACUGGCUCGUCGUCGCCGCCGCCGCCACCACCGCCGCAACAGCCGCCGUCCGCGCAGUGGGCGCAUCCCGCCGCCACGCCGACCUCGCCGCCUUACGUCACGGCCGACCCCAGCAGACCCAUUCCCCCGCACCUGCAGCUGUUGCCGUCGAGAAAAAUUCUCGCUGUGAGGACGUCGACGGCGAAAAAGUCUCCAUCCUUUUUUUUUCGGGCGAAUUUCCGUCAAUAUCGUUGGAUUUUGGGCCAAAAGGGGUUGCUUCAUUUAUUUGAUGAUGUUGACGUGGUAAUGCGUCCAUAA